Messenger RNA from Zingiber officinale, 1823 nucleotides. RefSeq names its product S-adenosylmethionine decarboxylase proenzyme-like. Lineage: Eukaryota; Viridiplantae; Streptophyta; Magnoliopsida; Zingiberales; Zingiberaceae. Bases 21 to 1580 code for a protein of 519 amino acids. The transcript is spliced from 4 exons. Gene Ontology annotation, biological process: spermine biosynthetic process; spermidine biosynthetic process. Gene Ontology annotation, cellular component: cytosol. Gene Ontology annotation, molecular function: adenosylmethionine decarboxylase activity. The record is from RefSeq and is a predicted model, not a curated record.
GGAGAGUGCGUUAAAGGAGAAUGACGCGGACGGUUCACUGCGACACGCGGCUGUUCGAUCGUCCUCCUCCGGCGCUAUUUAUAUCCCUCGUCGCUUCUUCCUCCGCCUCAGCCACUCGCCUCCUAGGGUUUCCUGCUCUUCACGUUCCUCGUUCAACCCGUGUUAUUUUUGCAAGAAUCUUCUCCGAAAAAGGCUCUUCCUUGCCGUUCCAGACAGGAGAAUCGGGAACGUAUAGGCUCCGUAGCACCAGGUUCAUCAGGCCUUUAGAUCAUAUUGUUGAUGAAUUAAUGGAGUCAAAAGGUGGGAAGAAAUCCAGUAGUAGUAAUUCAUUACAGUACGAAGCUCCCCUCGGCUACAGCAUUGAAGACGUUCGACCGCACGGAGGAAUCAAGAAGUUUCAGUCCGCUGCUUACUCCAACUGCGUGAGGAAGCCCUCAAUGGCAUUUUCGACGAAUUACUCCCCUGACCCCCCGGUCUCUGCGAUUGGGUUCGAGGGCUACGAGAAACGCAUAGAGAUCACCUUCUCUGAGGCAUCCAUCUUUGCCGACCCUCGUGGCCAAGGACUGCGUGCCCUUUCUCGGGCACAGUUGGACUCUAUUCUGGACUUGGCACGCUGUACCAUUGUGUCUCAACUGGCGAAUGAUGACUUUGAUUCCUAUGUGCUAUCCGAGUCGAGCCUCUUCGUCUACCCCUACAAGAUCAUUCUGAAGACUUGUGGAACUACAAAGCUGCUUCUUUCCAUUCCUAGAAUCCUUGAGCUCGCUACAGAACUUUCGCUCUCCCUUCAGUCUGCAAAGUACUCCCGGGGGACCUUCAUUUUCCCAACCGCCCAGCCAUCCCCACACCGAAGCUUCUCGGAGGAAGUUAGUCUCCUGAAUGGUUUCUUCGGCAACCUCAAGUCCGGUGGUAAUGCCUACGUGAUCACUGAUCCAGCAAUGCCUAGCCACAAAUGGCACAUCUACUAUGCUACGGAGAAGCCGGAGAUGGCUAUGGUUACCUUGGAGAUGUGCAUGACUGGAUUAGACACUCAACGUGCAUCAAUUUUCUACAAGAAUUCUGUUGCUGCAUCUGCCCAUGAGAUGACCAAGAUCUCCGGGAUCUCCAAGAUCAUCCCUGAGAUGGAGAUUUGCGACUUUGAUUUUGAGCCAUGCGGUUACUCCAUGAACGGGAUAUGUGGUCCGGCGGCCUCUACAAUUCAUGUAACACCAGAGGAAGGUUUCAGCUAUGCGAGCUACGAGGCCAUGGGGUUCGACUCUCAGUUCCUGACCUACCAUGACCUGCUCGAGAGAGUCCUCACAUGUUUUGGCCCUUCUGAGUUCUCUGUGGCUGUCACUGUAUUCGGAGGACGCGGGCAUGCCCACUCUUGGGGAAAGAAAGUCGAUACCCAUGGCUACACGUCCAGUAAAAUCUUGGAACAGGAGCUGCCGGGUGGGGGAUUGCUGGUCUACCAGACCUUCUCUGCUUCCCCUGUCACUGCCACCUCGCCGAGGUCCAUCCUGCAUCACUGGGAAAGAGAAGAUCAGGAAAAUGCUGAAAAGGAUGAAGAUCGGUUUAUGAUUGGGAAGAAAGGAAAUGAUUAGAGUUAAAGUAUUGCAUUUGGACAGUUGGUGUGGUAUGGUAUUUUCUCCUUUUAUUCCCUCUUGGCUUAUUAGUAAAGCAGUCAGCCAGUAGCUUAUGCUUUUCCUAUGAUACUCUCCCUAUCUAUAUGCUCUAGCUCAUAAUAAAUGUUCUAGGUGGUUUGCUGCCAUGUCUUCCACAAUGAGCAAAAUGGUUGUAUCUUGCCAAAACUACUACUUGGCACUCAAUAAAGGUUCUUUAUUAAA